AUGGAUUACAAGCUGAAGUUGAUCCUUUUGGCUGCUCUUCUGAACACGACAAGCAGAAUCGACGUAAAGUGCCUUGAAGAUAAAAGUAUUAAAAACAACCACACGACCCCAUAUAUAAAUAAUUUUGACUUAAGUACAUUUGAAAAAAAAGGUGACAAUCAAGGAUGCACAGGUGAAGUCGAGCAGAGAUUAAUAAAUGGAGAAAAGUUCUUAACUUCAGAGAAUAAUAAUGAAAAAGAUGAGAAAUUAGGAAACACAGAAAAUAUUAAAGAUUUUAUUAGCUUGAAAACAAAUCAGUUGAAAGAUUAUAUAACUCAUUUUUUCAAAUCGAAUAGCGCUAGUUCCAAUGAUUUUUACAAAAUACUUUUUGAUUGUGCAAAGGCGUCUUCAGCAAAACCUUAUUUAGUAGAUAUAUGUGUAAAUAAAUAUUUAAAAAAACACAAUAUUGAAUUUUCUCAAACUUGUUUAAGUUGCUUUUCUUCAUUCAUUGGAUGUACUUACAUUUCGUGCAAUAAAGAAUGUGCAAAGGAUCAGUGCACUGAAGACUGUAAGAAGUGCAGCCAGAAACAUUGCUUCAAAAGUUUAUUAAAUUGUACCAAAUUGGAUUCUUUACCAGAUCCCUGCAAAUAA
This is a messenger RNA of Plasmodium gonderi, 630 nucleotides long. RefSeq lists its product as hypothetical. Bases 1 to 630 code for a protein of 209 amino acids. NCBI's taxonomy places the organism in Eukaryota, Apicomplexa, Aconoidasida, Haemosporida, Plasmodiidae. The transcript has a single exon. The record is from RefSeq and is a predicted model, not a curated record.